Messenger RNA from Balaenoptera acutorostrata (minke whale), 3101 nucleotides. RefSeq names its product mitochondrial carrier homolog 2. Gene Ontology annotation, cellular component: membrane; mitochondrion. The record is from RefSeq and is a predicted model, not a curated record. Bases 617 to 2947 code for a protein of 776 amino acids. Gene Ontology annotation, molecular function: protein binding. The transcript has 14 exons. NCBI's taxonomy places the organism in Eukaryota, Metazoa, Chordata, Mammalia, Artiodactyla, Balaenopteridae. Gene Ontology annotation, biological process: positive regulation of apoptotic process.
GUCGUCGCCUUUCCCUUCCUCGCCCGGCGCCCUGUUCGGUCGCCGCUGCCCAAGGCGCCUGAGAACCGGCUCCAACCUUCCGGGCCUUCAGUCUCCUGAGAUGCUGCUCCUUCUUUGCUGCCUGCCCCUUCCUUCCCGGCAGGGACGACUUCCACCGCCCGCUGAGCUCCCACUGCCCGUGGGCCUUCCCGAGGUCUCGCCUCCCAGCCAAGCCGUGAGGCCCGCUCCUUUCCCGGUAUCCGGCUGCCGCCCUGCCCUGCCUGAUGGCUCCCCUGAACUUUGUUUUCUCUUCCCUGAGGUUGAUCCUGGCUGGGCGCCGCCAAGGGCUUGCCAGCCUUUCCUUCUCCGCUGCUCUGAAAUUAGCAUCCUUCUCUCCUCCCCGGCCCCAAACGCAAGACGUGAAAUCUGUUGAAGACAAAUUUGAAAUUCGAGGGGAGCCAACAUUUUAUUAGCUUUUGUUUUCUCUUUUUUUGUUGCUGUUACUACUGCUCUUCUGUUCUGAGAUUUUAGCACCAGAUACCCAGAGAAACACAAGGAGUUCAUUCAGAAGUGAUAAUCAAGCGAUUGCUGAGUCAAAUUUCGGAAGGAUCCACUGAACCCUCUUCAACAGCAGCCCAUGUGGCUCAUGACAGUGAAAAUCACAUGUCAGAGUGAUGUGAAAUCAGUUCAGCUGAAAGUUUUAUCGAGUUUAAGUAUAUAUGUGGGAUAUGAGCCUCUUCCUCCAACAAUAGGACGAAAUAUUUUUGGGCGGCAAGUUUGUCAGCUUCCAGGUCUCUUUUGUUAUGCUCAGCACAUUGCGAGCAUCGAUGGGAAGCGUGGGUUGUUCACAGGCUUAACUCCAAGACUGUGUUCAGGGGUCCUUGGAACUGUGGUCCAUGGUAAAGUUUUACAGCAUUACCAGGAGUGUGACAAGGCUGAGGAGUCAGGAUCUGGAUAUGUACAGAAAGAAGUUUCAUCUUCCUUUGAUCGAGUUAUCAAGGAGACAACUCGAGAGAUGAUGGCCCGUUCUGCUGCUACUCUCAUCACACAUCCCUUCCAUGUGAUCACUCUGAGAUCUAUGGUACAAUUCAUUGGCAGAGAAUCCAAGUACUGUGGACUUUGUGACUCCAUAGCAACUAUCUAUCGGGAAGAGGGCAUCCUAGGAUUUUUUGCGGGUCUUAUUCCUCGCCUCCUAGGUGACAUCAUUUCUUUGUGGCUCUGUAACUCACUGGCCUACCUCGUCAAUACUUAUGCACUGGACAGUGGGGUUUCCACCAUGAAUGAAAUGAAGAGUUAUUCCCAAGCUGUCACAGGAUUCUUUGCCAGUAUGUUGACGUACCCCUUUGUGCUUGUCUCUAAUCUUAUGGCUGUCAACAACUGUGGGCUUGCUGGUGGAUGCCCUCCCUACUCCCCAGUGUAUUCUUCUUGGAUAGAUUGCUGGUGCAUGCUACAAAAAGAGGGAGAAGGCUGGUCUGUAGAGUGCCCUGAGCCACCGCUAGUUUGGCCUCUGCCUCAGUUUCCCCAUCUGCUAACUUGGAUUAAUGAUGCCUGCUCUCCAGACCCAGAGGAUGAAGCUUUAGGGAGGUCACGGAGGAGGAAGAGCCCGGUGCUCGCGCUGCCUGCGCGGGGGGCCUUCUUCGUGCGGUGCCCCUGGGCCCUGCCGCUCGGCUCCCCGGCCUCGGCGCGCCCCUCCCUCUCGCUUCCCCUCCCGCCUCUCCCCCUGCCCGCCCCUACCCCGCCCCUCCUCGCGCGGCCCCGGAGCCUCGCUCUUCAGCAGCCCUUUUUCCCUCGCUGCCCCGCCACCCCGAGCCCACCCCGGGGUCCCAGCGCCCCGCCCGCCGCCGCCGCCGCCGUCCCCGCCAGGCCCGGCCCCGCCGCAGCGCGGGCGGUCAGUGCGCAGCCCGGGGCCCGCCUGGAGCCCAGAGCCCGGAGCCCGGAGCCGGAUCGCGGGCUCGGAGAGAAGCCGACCGACCGCCGCCCCCAGCCAGGCGCCAUGCUGCCGCUCCUGCUGGGCCUGCUGGGCCCGGCCGCCUGCUGGGCCCUGGGCCCGGCUCUGGGCUCGACAGAGCUGCACUCGGCCUUCUCGGCCGCACGCACCACCCCCCUGGAGGGCACGUCGGAGAUGGCGGUGACGUUCGACAAGGUGUACGUGAACAUCGGGGGCGACUUCGACGCGGCCACCGGUCAGUUCCGCUGCCGCGUGCCCGGCGCCUACUUCUUCUCCUUCACGGCUGGCAAGGCCCCGCACAAGAGCCUGUCGGUGAUGCUGGUGCGCAACCGCGACGAGGUGCAGGCACUGGCCUUCGACGAGCAGCGUCGGCCCGCCGCGCGGCACGCCGCCAGCCAGAGCGCCAUGCUGCAGCUCGAUUACGGCGACACGGUGUGGCUGCGGCUGCACGGCGCCCAGCAGUACGCGCUCGGGGCACCCGGCGCCACCUUCAGCGGCUACCUGGUGUACGCCGACGCCGACGCGCCUGCGCGCGGGCCGCCCGCGCCCCCGGAAACGCGCUCGGCCUUCUCGGCGGCGCGCACGCGCAGCCUGGUGGGCUCGGACGCGGGCCCGGGGCCGCGGCACCGGCCCAUCGCCUUCGACACGGAGCUUGUGAACAUCGGCGGCGACUUCGACGCGGCGGCUGGCGUGUUCCGCUGCCGCCUGCCCGGCGCCUACUUCUUCUCCUUCACGCUGGGCAAGCUGCCGCGCAAGACGUUGUCGGUGAAGCUGAUGAAGAACCGCGACGAGGUGCAGGCCAUGAUUUACGACGACGGCGCGUCGCGGCGUCGCGAGAUGCAGAGCCAGAGCGUGAUGCUGGCGCUGCGGCGCGGCGAUGCCGUCUGGCUGCUCAGCCACGACCACGACGGCUACGGCGCCUACAGCAACCAUGGCAAGUACAUCACCUUCUCCGGCUUCCUGGUGUACCCCGACCUCACCCCCGCCGGCCCGCCCGGCCUCGGGCCUCCGGAGCUCUGAGCCACGACCCGGAGAGGAGCCCCGGGCGGCCCGGGGCGUGCAUGCCAAGCCGGGACCGCGGCCCGAAUGUCCCGCCGGCGCGAGCAUGACGGCCCGCCCAGCGUGGCUGGACUCUGCCAAUAAAGUGGGCCUGCGCCGGCGCCUGUCUGCUGGG